AGGAGCGCCCGGAUUGGAGAGAGGAGCGAGGCAGAGGAAUCGAAAAAAAAAAAAAAAAGGAAAAGGGAAAAAAAAAAAAAAAAAAAAAAAGCAAGCAGCCAGCCCAAUCGGCUGGAGAGGCUCGUGUGUGUUUGCCCUUUCCUCAUGACGUCGUGUCCUGUGCCUCUCUCCCCCCUUUUCCCCUCCCUCCUUCCAACCCCCCCCCCUUCCCCUCGCAUCCUUGGAAGCAACAAUUAAGCAGCUCUGGGAUAAAACACACAGCCUGCGGGAGCACGGGGGCAUUGCUUCAAGAGAUGGCAAGGCAGGCAGCUGCACCCCUCCUUCCCGGAGUCCUCCUCCUCCUCUUCUCCAUCCUCCCGGCUUCUCAGCAAGGAGGGGUUCCUGGUGCUAUCCCGGGAGGGGGGGUCCCAGGAGCAGGUUUUUUCCCAGGUGCUGGACUCGGUGGUUUGGGAGCAGGACUCGGGGCUGCAGGAAAACCUCCCAAACCAGGGGUCGGAGGCCUCGGGGGACUGGGCCCACUUGGCCUGCAGCCAGGUGCUGCGGGUCUCUUUCCCGGAGGCGCCUUCCCCGGCGGCGUCUUCCCUGGUGCUCCCUCCGCCGCCGCGCUUAAAGCUGCUGCGAAAGCUGGUGCUGGUAUUGGUGGCGUGGGUGGACUUGGUGUUCCUGGUGCACUUGGUGUUCCUGGCGCACUUGGUGUUCCUGGUGGCCUCGGGGUUCCUACAGGUGCGGUGGUACCAGGCGCGGUGCAACCCGGGGUUGGUGCAGCAGCGAAACCCCCCAAAAUACCAGGUGCUGGGAUUCCUGGAGCUUUCCCGGGCGGUGUCCUCCCUGGCGCAGGUGUCCGAUUCCCUGGCGUAGGCGUGCUGCCCGGGGUACCCACAGGUGCUGGAGUCAAGCCCAAAGGUCCAGGAGCAGGAGCCUUCGCAGGAAUCCCUGGACUGGGAGGUUUUGGAGGUCAGCAGCCCGGUGUCCCUCUGGGGUAUCCCAUCAAAGCUCCUAAGCUCCCAGGUGGCUAUGGAUUGCCUUACAGCACUGGCUUCGGGCCCGGCGGGAUUGGAGCCGGCAUCGGGGCGGCAGGGAAGGCAGGGUACCCCACCGGGACAGGAGUCGGAGCACAAGCGGCAGCAGCGAAAGCAGCAGCGAAAUAUGGAGCCGGCGUCCUCCCAGGAGUCGGAGGAGUGGUACCCGGUGUCGGCGUUGCCCCAGGAGCGGUACCCGGCGCUGUCCCAGGAGUGGUACCUGGUGUCGGGGUUGUCCCAGGAGUUGGAGUUGGAGGGCCGGCAGCAGCGGCAGCAGCGGCAGCAAAGGCAGCAGCGAAGGCAGGAGCUCUUGCUCCAGGAGUGGUGCCCGGGGUCGGCGGUGUCCCAGGUGUCCCCGGCGUUGUGCCUGGUGUUGGUGCUGUCCCCGGUGUUGGCGCUGUCCCCGGUGUUGGUGCUGUCCCCGGCUUGGUGCCCGGUGUCGGAGGUGUCCCCGGGGUGGCAGGAGUCGUGACGCCCUCAGCAGCGGCGGCAGCAAAGGCAGCUAAGUACGGAGCUGGUGUUGGCAUUCCUGGCAUUGCUGGUGUUCCUGGUGUUCCUGGCGUUCCUGGCGUUCCUGGUGUUCCUGGUGUUCCCGGUGUUCCUGGUGUCCCUGGUGUCGCCGGUGUGCCCGGUGUGCCUGGUGUGCCUGGUGUGGUGCCCGGUGUUGGAGUGGGUGUCCCAGAUGGUGCGGCAGCUGCAGCAGCCGCAGCAAAGGCUGCAGCGAAAGCUGCGGCAUUCGGAGCAGGGCGUGUGCCCGGUGUCAGUGUGCCCGGUGUUGGCAUUCCUGGUGUCGGUGUCCCCGGUGUUGGCGUGCCUGGUGUCGGUGUGCCCGGUGUCGGUGUGCCUGGUCUGGUGCCCGGAGUUGUACCAGGAGUUGGAGCUCCAGCAGCCGCCGCUGCUGCCAAAGCAGCCGCCAAAGCAGCCAAGUACGGAGUGGGUGGCCUGGCUCCUGGCGUGGGUGGCCUGGCUCCUGGCGUGGGUGGCCUGGCUCCUGGCAUAGGCGGUCUAGCUCCUGGCGUGGGUGGCCUGGCUCCUGGAGUGGUACCUGGCGUUGGUGUCCCAGGGGUGGGAGCUCCAGCCGCAGCAGCAAAAGCAGCAGCAAAAGCAGCCAAAUUCGGUGCUGGAGUUGGAGGGGUGCCAGGUGCGGUUCCUGGUGUCCCCGGAGUGCCAGGAGUGCCAGGAGUGACACCUGGCGUCGGUGCCGUGCCUGGAUUGGUGCCAGGUGUGGGGGUACCUGGUACUGGCAUCCUCCCCGGGGCAGGCAUCCCCCAAGUAGGGGUUCAACCUGGUGCUAAACCUCCCAAAUUCGGUGUUCCCGGGGUUGGAGUCCCAGGAGUCGGUGGCAUCCCAGGUGGCCUUGGAGUCGGUGGCCUUGGAGUUGGUGGGCUCGGUGCUGGAGCCUUGUUUCCAGGAGCUGCUGGGAAACCUCCCAAGCCAGGUUUUGGCAUUGGGGGGCUGCAGCCAGGGGUUGGAGUUCCGGGCUUUGGCGUGUCACCGAUAUUUCCAGGUGGGGUUGCUGGCCAGCUGGGAUUCGGUGGGAAGCCCCCCAAGACCUUCGGAGGAGCCCUGGGUGCCCUGGGCUUUAGAGGCGGCGUGGGCUGCGCACAAGGGAAGUACUGUGGGAGGAAGCGGAAGUAACCGUCCGCCAGUCAUCGAUGACCUCAUGAACUUUGGUGCUACUGCAUGGUCCAGAAUGUAAAUCCCAAGCAAAGCUGAGACAUCCCCCACCUCCCCAAAAACCCCGGACCGUCCCCCCCACGCCGGGGCCAUCCCCAGGCCCACAUUCCCAGGAGGGACCGUCCCCCCCACCAGCCCCUCUGGCCCGCGGGGAGUGCGGAAUAAACUGCGGGGAGCAGCCGUCCCCCUUGGUGCUAUCGCUCCCUGCGGGAUUUGGGGGAGGGUCUUGGGGUGUCAGCCCCCCCCCAGCACCAGAGCUGACCCCGCCGGGGGGGAGGGUCAGGAUGAGGGGCACCCCACAUUGGAAGGAGGGAGGGAAGGGGGUCCCAGCGGCGGGGACUGCGUAGGGGGGAUGUCCCUGUCGCCCGAGGGUCCCCCCCCAGUCCCCAUGGUCCCCCGGCCCGGGGGGGCUGCGGGUGGGAGGGGCUCAGUCCCUUCAUGUUACUCACUUUGCUAUAACUGGGUGGGAUGCCCUGUGCAGAGGGACUCGCUUCCGACAGAUUAAUAAAGGACAAGUUUUUAAAGGA
This is a messenger RNA of Columba livia (rock pigeon), 3223 nucleotides long. It is a transcript of the gene ELN, whose product is annotated as elastin. The record is from RefSeq and is a predicted model, not a curated record. Gene Ontology annotation, molecular function: extracellular matrix structural constituent. The transcript has 35 exons. NCBI's taxonomy places the organism in Eukaryota, Metazoa, Chordata, Aves, Columbiformes, Columbidae. Bases 294 to 2657 code for a protein of 787 amino acids.